Molecule: messenger RNA, 8514 nt
Organism: Moesziomyces antarcticus
Lineage: Eukaryota; Fungi; Basidiomycota; Ustilaginomycetes; Ustilaginales; Ustilaginaceae
Exons: 1
Coding region: 1-8514 (2837 amino acids)
Biological process (GO): phosphatidylinositol phosphate biosynthetic process
Cellular component (GO): endosome membrane; fungal-type vacuole membrane
Molecular function (GO): metal ion binding; ATP binding; 1-phosphatidylinositol-3-phosphate 5-kinase activity
Source: RefSeq, a predicted model, not a curated record
AUGACCAGCGUCGUAGACCACAGCACUCCCUCCGCACCGGCGUCGACGUCGGCGUCAGCUGCGGGCGAGGGCUUCACCUCCUUUGGCUUCCUAGACGAUACGCACGAUGCGCACGAAUCCUCAUUCGGGCUCGGCACGCUCUUCAGCCGCGUCAAGUCCGCCCUCGCUGCCGGCCUCACCCUCGAUCCAGACUCGGCCUACAGCGCAGCCCACGAACACACCGAUGCUGCAUCUACAUCACGCCACAGCUCCGGCUCAUACUCGGCAAAGUCCACCAAUACAAGGCCGCAACCAUUACCGCCAACAGCGUCCACCACACAAUCCACGCAUCCACUCGCGUCCGACGCUUACAAUGCUUCUCGAUCAGCAGGUCCGUCGUCGAACAUGCUCGCGUCUAUGCCACUUCACAGAAAGCCAUCCAUGGCAAGGCCGACGCGCGGGCUGAGCAACAUUGAAGAGUAUCCAGAGCACGGACAGGUCAGAAAUCGCACCAUCUCGCCCUCGCGCAGCUCCGACCUCAACGACGCGGCCAGACCCUACCGAGACAUACUCAGCUCAGGUCGCUCGGGCCACGCACGCAUCGCCGGGCUUCGCGAUCCCUCCACCUCAGCAUCCUCAUCGAUAUCUCGCAUAUCCAGCAGCACAGCCGCUCCACCGCGCGCUUCAAAAAGCCGUGGCCUGCCACUCACCCUCAGAAGCGUCGCUCCCGCUCCCGCAGUCACCUUCACCUCGCCCGCCACCGCCAUCAACGCCCGCUCCCUCCUACCCGGCCUCGCCGGAAGCUACACCGACGAUCGCGAGUCCGUCGCUGCCGAUGACGGAGACAUGGACCCCGACUCGUCUCGCGAUACGCUCUCCAUCCUGCGCGCCGGCGGCAUCGACGGUACCAUCGACCGCUCCCAUCUAGCAAAGCACGGCUGGUCCGCCAUCCCAGGCUUCCCUCUCUCCAAAGACAUCCUUGCCGAUGACUCCAAGUCGAUCCGCAGCAGCUCCACCCGCCUCCAUAGAAGCGACACCAUCGAGGACCAGCUCUCCAGUCGCUCCGCCGCGCAGAUCGGCCUCCAGACCAGCGCAGACGCCAUCGUCCGCCGCAUGAGGGGCGAAGGCCUCAGCCGCAAGUUCUGGAUGGCCGACGAAAACGCAAAAGAGUGUCGCGAAUGCCUCUCCAUCUUCACCCCCUUUCGCCGCAAGCAUCACUGCCGCAUCUGCGGCCAGAUCUUCUGCGGCAGGUGUGCCGCACACAUCAUCAAGGGCCGGCGCUUCAACUUUGACGGCAUGAUCCGCGUCUGCAACUUCUGCAAGCGCAUGCUCGAGGAGUACGACCGCCACGAGCGCGAGAGCCAGCAUCACAACAGGCUCAACACCGUCGCCCAGCGCGCCAGCAAGAAUCCAAACCGCAUACAGCCGGACAAGGACAUGAUCUCCGCCCCGCUCGAGGCCCAGAUCCGCAGCCCGCAGGCUCAGUUCGCUGCAAAUCAUCUCUUUGCUAGUGCAUCCGCAGUGCCGUCGGCUUUUGGCGCAAGCUUAAGCGCCAGUAUGUCGGCGCCGUUCGGUUUCACCGAUGCAGACUCGGUCGUUGGCGACGCGAACGACACCUCAGCGCGCGACACCAACGACGCCGCGGCCGAGCAAGCGCGCAAACGCAAGGCCGACACCGGCCUCGUUGCGCCGUUUCGCAAGGGGAUGGACGAAGAGGAGCUCGCACCCGCACGGCCUGACUCCGACGACGAACAAGUGGCGGCCAACCUGCAGCAGAAUGGAAGCGCCAUCGGCUCCUCACACCACACGCCGGCCCCGGGUAGCCCGGCUACGGCUGCUGCAGCGUCGCCUUCGCAAGCCAGCCUUGCUGCUCGCAACGGUGCACCAGCCUCAGGCAAGGCCAAGAGCGGUGCGGCGAGUAUCGCCUUCCCGUCCUCCUCAACCCCCGGCAAGGAGUUCCCUUCGGCCAUCCAGUCGACGUCCGACUAUCAGCGUCUGCGCCUCGUCAGCGAGACCGCCAGGCCUGUCAACCGCUCACGCAUGCGCUCGUUGCGCACCAUCGCCGCGCUCGACCCCACUCAAGCCAGCGCUCUCAUCAGGUCCCACUUCCAUGGCAACGGCCGAACCGAGUCGCCUGUUCCUCCUCUCCUUCAUCACGCCCAAGAAGAUGCAGAUGGCGCUGCAGAUUCCACCGAGCCGCCCGAAUUCUACCGCGACCUCCGCAUCUGCUCGGAAGGCAUCACGCCUGCACUGCUCGAGGCGUCCAUCACCCACCGCGCGCUCGACCACCUGCGCAAGAUGAUGGAACAGACGCUCACCCAGUCCGGCAUCCACAAUGUGCGCAAGUGGUGCGAUGUGCUCUUGCCCUUUGUGCUCACUACGAUCUCGCGCGUCAAGCCCGAUGCGCGCGAGGACCAGAGCCGCGACAUCCGCGAGUUUGUCAAGAUCAAGCGCAUCCCCGGCGGCAAGCCCGACGAUUCCGAGUACGUCGACGGAUACGUCUGCACCAAGCACGUGGCCACCAAGCGCAUGGCGUCGUUGAUCCCGCUCACCAAUGCGCGCAUCAUCGUGAUCCGCUUCCCGCUCGACUACCACCGCGGGCCCAACCAGUUCAUGUCGCUCGAGCCGCUCAUGGCGCAGGAGCACGAAUUCAUCCGCAUCCUCGUCGCGCGCAUCAUCGCGCUCCGCCCGCAGAUCGUCGUGGUCGAGAAGACGGUCUCGCGCACCGCGCUCGAGCUGCUCGAGAAGGAAGGCAUCGUCGUCGUCUGGAGCGUCAAGGCCGACGCCAUCCGCGCCAUCAGUCGCUGCACCCAGGCCGAUGUCAUUACCUCCAUCGACAGGCUGGCGCUUGAUCCGCGAGUCGGAAGGUGUCGCUACUUUAACGUCGAGACCUUCCAGCACGCCUCGUGGCCCGGAUGGAGGAAGAGCUUCAUGCGCUUCGAGGGAACGCCCAAACAGCUCGGCUGCACCAUCGUCCUGCGCGGCGCCGAUGCCGUCAAGCUCAGCCGCGUCAAAAAGAUCCUCGCCAUGAUGAUCUUUGUCGCCUACAACCUCCGGCUCGAAGGCUACGUCAUGGCGGACGAAGGUGCUGCCAUGGAGACGAUCUACUCGGACAGCGCGCUCAUCAACGGCUCCCAUCCGUGUGGAUCCGUCGAGGCCGGCACGUCGGACAGCGCGGCGGAUGAGCUUCAGCGUCUGAUCAAGACGACCGAGAUCGAGCUAGGUGACCAUGCCUCGUCCCAGCUCGUCCGAAUCAGUGACGACAAGGCGUUUGUCCUGCGAGCGCGCGCACGCAUCCUGGCGGCGCUGAGCAUCUACGAGACGACGCUCAUCACGUCGAGCGUUUGCAUCCAGAUCCCAGCGCCGCAUCCGAUCCUGCAGAUGAAGCGCGUCAAUGACCGACUGAUGCAGCUGCUGGCUCAACAGGAGGCCGACGAACUCCAGAGGAUCCUCAAGGACGAAGGCAGGCUGCAGGACAGAGCGGCGACACCGCCGGCUUCUAUCACUGAGCUUCCAGAGAGUAAUGACGAUGGGAAGGAGGCCGGCCAGGAUGUUACUCCUACCUUGGAGAAACCGUCGGCAGUCAUGGAUGACGACAAGGCAAGUCUAGCCACCGCGGUGCAAGGCUCGGCAAGCCCCGCUGGCCAGUCGUCGGCCGGGGACGUCACGCCAAAGUACGAGACUGCGGGCCCUCGCGUCCACGACACGAUCGUCGAGGAAGGCGAAGAGAACGGCUCGGAUGCAUCCGCCGCUUCGGACCGCGGCACAACACCGCAGCCCGCGGCGGCAGAAGAGCUGCAGCCUCACGUAGAGGCAGACGCGAACGAGAAGCAGCCAGACCACGGACGUGAUGGUAGCGAUGCCACUGUGGUGAUCGCCACCGCUAGUCCGCUUGUCAGCGGUCCCAACACCACCACGCCUACGCCGCGACCAUCCUCGCCGGUGCAGACCAGGAUGAAGGAUGCAAGAGCUGCAACGACCGGCUCGAGUGCGCUGGAUGGACCGCUAGAACUCGAUGCUGCCGACAUGGUCAAAUCCAACUCUGCGCCAGUCUCCGAGGUGCCAACACGCACCGUCUCACCUGGACCGAGCUCGAUCCUUUCGGGAGUCACGCAGAGCUCCGGCAUGACAGUGGCACCGGGCACUGCGUCGAUGCUCAAUGCCACCAAGCUCGAACCGGCACCGCCAUUCGAUCUGUUCUCGCUGCUCAAGGCGCCCUCGCAGAUCGCCAAGGAGUCCGAGUUCGCCAUUACCGUCGACAAGCACCGUGCCGCUCUCAAGGAGUGGGGUGGAUAUCUCGACGUGCAGCCCGAGUCGGUGUCGCCGUUCAACCACAAGCGCAUCGAGAUCAUCGUCACGCGUCACUGCACGCUGACGCCGCGUCCGUGUGAAGGGCCGAACCUCGCCUCGAUCGAGUUCUACGGCGAGCACGACGAGACGCUGGGCGAGCACAUCGAGCGGCUGGCUGCCAACAGCGCACGCGGCUGCGCCACAAAGGGAUGCGGCAAGAACAACGUGCUGCACUACAACACGUUUGUGCACAAUCGCAUCCGCAUCCAGGUCGUGCUCGAGCGAUUCGUGUGUCCACUGCCGAACGAGGAGAACCGGCUGCUCAGCUGGAGCUACUGCAAGGUGUGCGAGAACGCCACGCCCGUCGCGCUCGUCACCGCCGAAACGUGGAGCUUCAGCUUUGCAAAGUACCUCGAGCUCUACUUCUACCGGCACGAUCACUGCAAGACGCAGCUGUGCGAGCACGACUUCUACCGCGACCAGGUGCGCUACUUUGCGUACCAGAACAUGGCGGUGCGCUUCCACUCGGAGGAGAUCGACGACCUGUUCGAGGUGACCAUGCCCCACUUCCGGCUCUUUAUCGAUCCCGAGGUGCAGUGCAACAUCAAGAACGAAGAGACGGCGGCGUUUGUGCGCAAGAACCAGGCGUACUGGGACAGCGUCAUGGCGCGCAUCCGUGCGCUCGGCAACGACGCCUGCUCCGACGCCGCGGGCAUCAAUCGCGACAAGAACCGCGCGAUCAUCGUCGACAUGAUGCGCCGCUGCGAGACGGAUCGCCGCGAGGUCGAGGCGCUCGUCGCAGAGCUGUACGAGUUCAGCCCGGCGACCGACGUGCUCUGCCUCAACCAGGCGCGCAGGAUGCUGCAGGAGAAGGUGGUCAAGUGGGACGUCGACUUUAUCGAGUUCGAGAAGAACUGCAUCCCGUCCGAGAAAGAUAUCCGCCGCAUCACCUCGAACCAUCUCAAGCGCCUCUUCUCGGAGAAGGACCCGGCCGACGCGACGAGGUCCGACACGGCUUCCAGCACGCUCCCGCCCGCUGCCGAGAUUGACGAGAGCUCCACGGAUGCCGCGGACGGCAAGGUCAAAGGGCGUGGUGGGGAUCCACACAAGGUCGCAGCAGGCGAGGCGAUCACGCGCAGCGCAAGCACCCAGACAGCGACCGAGGCACUCGCUCUGGCCGGCGCAGACAUGUCUGUCGUGCCGAUGCUCUCCGACCUGGUCACGCAGACCGUCCAGACGCCCAUCAGCGAGCUGCCGCCGCCAGUGCUUGCGCCUACAGCCCGGCCCGCGGCGGUAAAGCUCGCAGCCACCGGUGCCGGUGCGGAUGCGGUCGCGCGCUCCCAGACUGUUCCGACGCAGCUCAACAAGGCGGGCCGCGCAGAUGCGUCCAAGUACCGCGACGGCAACUUUGACGACGAGACGGACGCAGCUGAUCUGUCGCCCGUCGAGGUGCGGCCAAUGAUCAGUCGUAGAGCGCUAUCUAACCCGCCGGCCACUGCGCCUGCGUCUCCGACGUACGCAUUCAGCCCGUCGAGGGGCGCAUACGAUCCGGUCGGCUUUCCGCGGGCAGAAGAGAGCUCGUGUACCGAGAGCGAGCUUGUGGGGUCGGUCAGCGGGCUCGUGCGGCGCUUCGACAGUCCGAGGCGCAGCGUCACGGGCUUGCCAGGCGCACAGGCCACAGCUGCACCGGGCGGGUCCGGUACCGCUUCGCCGCGUGUGGGGCCGAACGGCUCGAUCCGGCGCCCCAGCCUACGUCGCGGCAAGACGGAGGAGCCCAUGUCGACGCACGCCAAGGAUGUCGCCAGGAACCGCAAGCCUUCCGGCGCGCAGAACGGCGAGUCGGACUCGAACGUCAACUCGCCCACGCCGACGUCGGCGGCUAGCGGGCGCACCAGUCGCCUGCCGCGCGCCAAGCGAACCGAAAGCUCGACGUCCGUCUCGACGAUCGGGCGCAGAAGCGGCUCGGCUACGCCGAACAAGACUGCGCAGGCGCCUCCGCCGUCGAGCUACCGUCCACCGAAGUCCGAGGGCCUCAAGGCGGGCCCACGCGCCAUCAUCGGGCGGUCGGGCGCGUCAGCUGCAGCAGCCGCACUGGCUGCCGCCACGUCGGCUGCGUCUGGACCGGCCAAUAUGCGCAGCCAGAGCGGGGCGUACCAGUCGGACGGCGCGAGCAGCAUCCGCGCAGGCGCAGCGGGGGGCAGCCGCGUGCCCGUGGCAAGGAGGAGCGAACACGGCCCGGGCACGCGCAGCCGCGUGUCGACGAUCGCCAAGCACUUUGACCGCAUCAGCAAGGAGGCGGAGCGCGAGCGCGAGCGGCAGCACAGGAUGCUGCUGGCGCAGAGGGCGAAGCGCGCGCGUCCCGUGGCGAUGACGCGGGCGAGGGUCGAGGUGUUCAGCAGCGUGCGCGAGGCGGUGCGCGAUGACGAGAGCGAGGCCGAAUCGGCAGCGGAGAACGAGGAUGACGAUGGCGCGUCGGCUGCUGACAACGAGGACGAAGACGACGAGGAUGAUGACUCGGACGAAGACCUCGCCGCCCAGCCGACGAGAUAUGCAGACAAGCGCAUGCUUGCGACGGCGGACGGGCGCGCACAGCAGGGCCAGGCGCUCGCCAAGCCGCGCAAGUCCGCAACGAAGCAGGAUGGCCUCGCGUCUGCUGUACAUGGAGCUGGGGAUGCGACCAAGAAGACGGCAGCCAUGCAGAAGGGCACGGACGUCGAUCCAGCCGAGGAAGAUGAGCGCGAUCGGACGAUCAAGGGCGGACACGGAGCCGCCAUUCCGUCCAGCGGCGAUGGAUCCAGCGCAGUGCCGUCCUCAGCCAAUGCCGCAGCAGGUGCGAGCUCGUCGGUGGCAGACGAUGCCUGCACGAUCGCGAGCGAAGAGACUGGGCGCGCGACCAACGUGUCGCCGCCGGCGCCCGCGAGCGAGCUCGAGUCGGACGCGCAGUCGAUUGCGGCGUCGUCGGUGGCGACGACGAGCCACACGCAGCUGACGCUGCCGUCGUAUCUGCGGAGCGGCUUUGCGUCGGACUCGGACUCGAUGCCGAGCCUGGAGCGCAGCUUCCUCAAGACGCUCUCUGGCUUCUGGGCGUUCCGCACGGGCGAGAUGGUGCCGCUCGAGUAUCCCAUGCUGAAUUCGGAGCACGUGUUUGCGGACUCGGACGUCAUCUUCCGCGAGGACGAGCCGACGUCGAUCGUGGCGUUUACGCUGAGCUCGAUGCAGUACAAGGAGCGGCUGCGCGGCAUGCGCAGCGAGGCGCCGUGGAUCCAGGAGAAGGACGAGGCGUUCAUGCCGGGCAAUGCGAGCGUGGCGGGCUCGGUGGACGGAUGGGACCUGGUCGACGUCGAAGCCAACGAGCUCGAGGGCACGCUCAAGAAGGAGGGGCGGCAUUUCAGGUGCGAGUUCGAGUCGGGCACUACGCGGUUGUGGUGCAAGAUCCUGUUUGCGGAGCAGUUCGAUGCGCUGCGCCGCAUGUGCGGAUGCGACGUGAGCGUGGUCGAGUCGCUCUCGCGCUGCUUCAAGUGGGACUCUUCGGGCGGCAAGUCCGGGUCGGCCUUCCUCAAGACGCGCGAUCAUCGGCUGGUGGUCAAGCAGCUGUCGAGGUUCGAGAUGGACGCCUUCUCCAAGUUCGCGCCGCAGUACUUUGCGUACAUGUCGCAGUGCCUCUCGCGGGGGCGACGUACUGCGCUGGCCAAGAUCUUUGGCUGCUUCCGCAUCGGCUUCCGCAAUCCUCAGACGGGCAAGAGUCUGAAGCUGGACUGCUUUGUGAUGGAGAACUUGUUCUACGGGCUCGAGGGAAUUCGGUCGUACGAUCUCAAGGGGAGCACGCGCAACCGGUACGUCCAGGAGACGGGCAAGCAGAGCGAGGUGCUGCUCGACGAGAAUCUGGUGGAGACGAACCAGCUCACGCCCAUGUUUAUCCGCGAGCACUCGAAGAAGCUGCUGCGUGCGAGCCUGUACAACGACUCGCUCUUCCUGGCGGACAUGAACGUGAUGGACUACUCGCUCAUGGUGGGCGUCGACCGCGCGAGCAAGCAGCUCGUGGUGGGCAUCAUCGACUUUGUGCGCACCUACACCUGGGACAAGCGCGUCGAGAGCUUUGUCAAGGAGACGGCGCUGCUGGGAGGCGCGGGCAAGGGCGAGCCGACGAUCAUCACGCCGCCGGACUACCGCACGCGCUUCUUGACGUUUAUCGACCGUGCGCUGCUGCUCAUGCCGGACCACUGGGUCGAGGACUGGGCGCUGUAG